AAGCUGACGCUGCCAUUUUGUAUCGGGCUUUUUAAUUUCAUAGCUAUACAGGCUAAAUUUAGUAUAUUUUGUGUCACUUCUCAUCUCGUCUCCAAAGUGGUUAAUCGUUUAUAACGUAAUAUAGUUACCAUUCGAAAUAUACCGUAGGCAACCGUUGUUGCGGCACAAUCUAUCACCACCAUGACUUCGACGUUUCGUUCAAGCGACAUACUCCAACAAAUGGACUUCGCCAUGAUAGGCACCCAUUUCGCUUCUGGGCCCCUUCAAAUAGACCAGGACUUAUCCGGUAUCGGUGGCAUACACUUGACCGGAAGUAACGGCGGGUCGCAACAAUACUCUAACGACGGGGAAGUAUCUCCGCCCAACGGAAUGCCACCGUCGUGGCAGAGUAUUGCUGCGCCAGGGUCAACAGUAGCCGACUACCUGUCUCAUUUGCCGGCCACACUUACUUUGCAUCAUUUCCUGAAAUAUUCGGGGGAAAGUAUCAAAGAUAAGGAAGAACCAAAGCCUAAAAAGAGGAAAAAGGCUGAAAAACAAGUAAAUACUAAUUGUUAUUCUCUGACAGCUCCACAGUUCAAACCUAAGCCUGGCCAGAUAAGAAUAACUAACUGUGCAGACGGAACAACUAUGUUUGGAUGUCCCGAGUGUCAAGCGGAAUACCUUGACAAACAUUUGCUGGAAGAACAUCUCAGCAGCCACGCAACCGAACGGCGAUUUGUUUGUGACAUUUGUGGUGCAGGACUUAAACGUAAGGAUCAUUUGACAAGACACAGGCAGAGCCAUAGUUCCGAAAGACCAUUUGCGUGUACCGUUUGUGGUAAAGCGUUCAAACGCAAAGAACAGCUUACUCUCCAUAAAGUAGUGCAUACAGGUGAGAAAAGACAUGCUUGCAUAGAAUGCGGCAGAGCAUUUUACAGAAAGGAUCACUUAAGGAAGCAUGCCAGGAGUCAUGCUGCAAAAAGAGAUAAAAGUGGACAGCAAACAUGUUAGUCAUUAAAAAAUGUUUUAACACAACUGCAUAUGGCCAAUUUAUAUUUAUUUACUUUAAUAUGUAUAAUAUAAAUAUAUAUACACAUAUACGCAUUUGUGUACAUAUUUAUAUUCAGUUUAACAUGUCUUGCAAUAUUACUAUCGCUUAUAAACUAAUAACAAUAUGCGAGUGUAUUAUACUCAACAUAAUUCCAUUACCUUACCCUAUACGUUUGUAAAUAAUUAUGUAAUUAGAGAUUAUAAAUUUGUUUUUCUUAAUGUUAAAGAUUUGUAUCAUCUAUAAAAUGAAAAACUACCAUUGUAAGUAGUUGAAUAUUAUAUUGU
Sipha flava (yellow sugarcane aphid) is the source of this 1314-nucleotide messenger RNA. Its product is annotated as gastrula zinc finger protein XlCGF7.1-like. The transcript has a single exon. Gene Ontology annotation, biological process: regulation of DNA-templated transcription. Lineage: Eukaryota; Metazoa; Arthropoda; Insecta; Hemiptera; Aphididae. Gene Ontology annotation, molecular function: RNA polymerase II cis-regulatory region sequence-specific DNA binding; DNA-binding transcription factor activity, RNA polymerase II-specific. The record is from RefSeq and is a predicted model, not a curated record. Bases 181 to 990 code for a protein of 269 amino acids.